This is a messenger RNA of Varroa destructor (honeybee mite), 5207 nucleotides long. RefSeq lists its product as uncharacterized. The record is from RefSeq and is a predicted model, not a curated record. Gene Ontology annotation, molecular function: RNA polymerase II cis-regulatory region sequence-specific DNA binding; DNA-binding transcription factor activity, RNA polymerase II-specific. Gene Ontology annotation, biological process: regulation of transcription by RNA polymerase II. Gene Ontology annotation, cellular component: nucleus. NCBI's taxonomy places the organism in Eukaryota, Metazoa, Arthropoda, Arachnida, Mesostigmata, Varroidae.
UCUUAUCGAUGUUCAAGUUUUAACACGUUUUCAUUAAUUGUCAAGCUCAAUGACCGAGAGAAUAAGCGUGUGAAUAUUGUACUUGAUAGCAAAACCUUGGCUUAGAUGAUCUCAGAUUCUAGAUCGUGAACUGCUUCUUAUGAUUAUGUCUUAUUGAACAUCUGUUCAGAUCGACGAAUGGUGCGAUUGGGCUUAUUUGGAUCUUUUGGACUAAGCCGUCAGUGUAUUACAAAUUGCAGCUGUCAUUUCAGUAACACAUAGGCAAAUGAAUGCGAAUCACAGUUGCGAGUUGCGGUCGCAUACAUAGAGAUUUCUCCGACCAGAAGGAAGCCUGUUUCUGUCACAAUUGCAAAGCCAUCCGUCAAGGCUCGUUCACUCAAACACGCGCGUUCGAAAUAUAUUGUUUACGUUGAUUGCCUUUCGCGAGCAGACGAUGCGUUCAUUCGCUAUCCUGACGUCAUCCGGCCAGUUGGCAUCGCUAAAAGUUGUGCGUAAGAAAAGGCACACUUUGCCUAGAUCAGGUGCUCCACCGUGCAAGUUUCAAAUCGAUGCUGACUCCGUGCAACUACGUGACACGAGUGGUUCGGCUAGAACGUGCGAAGCGUGUUUCAACUAGGAAAUAACCACAGUUGUCUGGCGGCCAGACUGAACCACCGGUUCUAUGGGCACCCCGUUGGCGACUGAUUUAAAAUAUUCGCAGUGUGCAUACGGCAGAUGUUUGUACCGAAAUACAGGAUUUAGGCUAUUGUUUGAAUCGCCAUUACGUAGCAAGCGCUUAAAUAUGGGUCGACAGUGCUGCCGGGAUGUACUUAAAUGUGGUAUUGGCUUCUGACGGUGUGUUACGUAUGUUACACUUUACGUACGAAACACAGAUGACUGUCUAUGCGACAUAUUGUCCUGAUUGUUUCUGAAAGCCGUCUUUGGUGUUGUGAGCAGAUUUUAUUCCGCCGCCGAAGAACACUGUUUAAUAAAAAAUAAAGAUACCUUAUUCUCUUCUUUUCAAGAAAGUACUUUCCACAGGUCCUUCUUUUGUGUUAUAACUAUUAUCAAGUAAGUGCUAGCACAAUUUUGAGUAAUACUGUGAACAGUUAUCGAUGUUGAAUAAAGAACCUGGCGUCUCGAGGGUAUAAAUGAACAUAACCAAGCUAAUACAAAAUGGUCGGGUUAGCGAUGACGUGGAAACGACAUAAAUGCCGAAAAAUCUUGAUUCCUGCCAAAUUCGAACCGGACUUUUAACUGCCGCGUCUGUAAGUAAGACCAGGUGGUGAAACAAAAGUCGCCGUUUGACAGCCCAUCGCCCGCGUCAACAAUGACUUCUCUUGACACCCUGAACUUCUUCGACUUUUUGGAUCGAGAUCCGAUAGACUCCAUCUUCGAUAAGGAACCGUCUCUUCUGUCGGAUUUCCCCUCAGAAUUAGAGAACGACUACAUUCCUAAUGAGGAUUCGUCCGUUGAAUUUUGGACAAAAUAUCUUACUAAUGGAGACACGGCCGGAUCUCAACUCUGCAUUCCCGACAUUGAAGAAGUUGACAUUAAAAAGGAGUCAAUCGACCCCCUAGCUAUGUGCGAGCACUCUUACUGUUCACAGGCCGUGCAACCUAAAGAGCAACAGGCGACACCCAACGAUCACAGCCAUACGAAGGGUGGUUUUGUCAAUGGCUCCUACCCCAGUAGCACAAUGAAGCAGGAACCACCAAAUUCACCCCAUUUCUCAACGUCAUCGGGGGUUUCGUCAUGCGGUGGCGAAGAGGAGGACACUGGUGAUGAAGACAUUGAACUGGACGUGACCUCAUCGCCUGUAUACGAGGAGGAGCUAUGCGAUGUUGAGGAGGUGGAGGAGAUUGAUGAGGAGGAUGUACUGCAAACGGACAUUGCUGCCGAUAUCAUUAUCACCUCAAGUGACGCCCCAGCCAGAUCACUGACCGGCAUCGGUGGGCGCGAACGUCCCCACAAGAUCAUUACGACGACAGCCAUCAAAACGCUGAAGCGUGGACGAGGACAACAUGAAGGUCGCACAAUUACUGGGCCAGGAGGUACACUCGUGCUUACCGACGAAGAGGUUCGGCUCAUGAAAAAGGAAGGAGUCAGUAUUCCUUCACAACUUCCGCUUACUAAACACGAGGAGCGUGAGCUGAAGAAGAUUCGCCGCAAGAUCCGUAACAAACAGAGCGCACAGGAUAGUCGAAAACGAAAAAAAGAGUAUGUGGAUGGGCUAGAGAGCAAAGUGAAAGCUUGCAGUCAGCAGAAUGUACAGUUACAGCGCAAGGUCGAAAGCCUUGAGCGGCAAAAUAACUCGCUGCUGAUGCAGUUACGCCGCCUUCAGAACCAGAUCAGCGGACAACAGCAUCAACAGCACGGAAGCGUUUCUGGCACAACCAAUAAUGGCGCGCAGACUUCGACGUGCGUAAUGGUGCUCCUCCUGUCGUUCUCCUUGCUGCUCCUGCCCAACCUCAAGAACUCGUUCUACCAUCAGUCGAAGGGCUCAAAUAAUCAACAGCGAGAGCUGGAAAAACUCAACGGAGAAUUACUUGCUCGCUUGGGUGAACAAGCGUCAGGCGAAUCCGCUGACAUGCCUGCUACGAUCAAAAGCCGAUCAUUGCUCUUUUCGAAGGAGGACCUUGUCAUGAAGUGCCCUGCUCAACUAGGCUACAGGGAAGAACCAGUUAGUGAUGACGAUGAUGAGGACAACGUCUCUAAUGGCGGCAGUAAGGUCACACGCGCCUGGAAGAGUAACAACGUUUCCUCUGAGGAGUUGCGGUUAAGCCUGAAACGGCUACCUUCGCCUCCACUGAUACCACCUAUGGCAAGUGAUGAAGAAUCUGAUGACGGAUCCAGCAAUGCCACCAAACGGGGACGCUUCAUGAACAUGUAAACAGCAGAAACAUGUCAGAAAUAAUCUCAAGGGCUGAACUGGCAAUAUGUUUAGUUGCCUACCACGUAGAUAUUCGAGGACCAUCAUCCGGAGCUCCGCGAUAUUCGCCGCGAAAGGCUCCGUUGUAGAUGUGUCCUAAUAUCCCGCCGGCGACUUCUUUGUGGCGCCUUAAGGGGAGUUGAUCAUCCGGAUAGGUGGAUUAUUAGUGGAUUCAGUUUGUUCAAUCUGUUACCGUCUGGGACUCACACAAAAAAGGACGUGCUGUCCUGUUAUUCGGUGGCCACAUGUGUGCUGGUAAACUGGUGAUACAAAUUGCCCUUUGCCUUCUAGAAAGUCUGUGUGUAACUUCUGCUGCGGUUAUCCACUGCCGCAGUCGGGAAUCACGGAAAGCUGAUUGCUUCAACUCACAACUACUGGUAAGUCAGCCCCAGCUGUCCGUGUCUAACUUCGUCAACGCUGAAGCGACACAUUGGGUGGACUUGUUCACCUUAUGUCGGUCACGGGUAGUGAAAACAAAUGCCGGGAAAUAAUACGGCAAUCAAAGACGACUGACUAUCUAACAUGAAAAUCUCAUAUAAUAAUAUCACACGUAUAGUAAACAGUUGCAAGAAACAAGGCUAAGGAAUAGUUUAACCUAAAAAAAAUUAUCAUAAUAUUGACAAAAUACAUAAAUAAAAAAAAAAGAAAACAAACCAAUAAAAACUAUAAACGCGGUCUGUGCAAAUCGGAACAUGAUCUCAUCCUGCUUAAAUAAUCGACGAUUUACAUAAUAACGUUUCGACGGGAAAUUCGAGCCAAGUGAAUUAAUAAAUGAAGAAGUUUUCAGAAAGUAAAAAGAAAAAAGGCCCUCUAGAUAAUGCUAAAUUAGAAAAUAAAGCGAAAGGAGUUAGUGAAAAGGACGAGUGACACGAUAGUAAUAGCUAGAACUAAAAAUUCACAAACAACACAAAGGCAUCUAUUACGAACUGGACGAUAGGAUCAAAGAAGAAGUCCAGUUACUGUUCCGGUUAUUCCAACGCAUUGUUCUAUACAAGAAGCAUACUUGGAACCUCAGAUUCUACCUGGUAUGUCCACAAAUCACUAUUGUCAUACCGGGCAAAAAUACAGGCGAUGAUGUAGGUAACGAGGGACCCGUGCGAUGGUAUUGAAAGGUAACCAUGUUUAGAGUAAUGGUAUCAACGGAGUAAAAAGCAACAUCGCACGAUGCUGGUAAAGUUAGCUUAUCAGCUCGACAACCUAUCGAGUCAGCUACAAGAAAAUAUAUAUUCUUAUAAGAUUAUAGGCAUAGAAGAAAAGAAAGAAAAAGAUAGACGUCCCAUUUUUUACACCGAUCGAAAAAACGUAUAUGUAUAUCAAACAAUGCUUCUACCUACAGUAGGUACAAGACGAAAAUAGGCAAAGUAAUAUAAACAGCAAUUGUUUCACUUCGCUGUUAUAACACAUUCUAGUAAAAAAAAAAAUAUAUAUAUAUAUAUAUAUAUAUAUAUAUAUAUAUAUAUAUACAUACAUACAUAUAUCACAGGCAUUUUACUUCAUGUUGUGUGCACCUUCUCCAUACAAGUCUCCUUACCCUCCUUAGCUGGUAGCUGGUGGUAGUGCUGUUAAUAUAAUUAUUCUACUUACAUUAAUCUAGCAUAUCAUAAUAGGCACCACGGUCUUGAGGCAGUUCGAUAGGAAGCAUCAAUAUUUAGGAAAGGAAGCUAUAUACACCAUGCUAAAAAUUAUUAUGAUUGAUAAAGAGAGCACUGUAAAUUAGUAAACGUCUUAUGCAGCUUUGUUAAAUAUACCGUUGUGCUAGCUCAAACGAAAGAAAGUGCAUUUGGGCAGAACGUACAACCCAUGACCUGAACAUCGUCGGAGAUAAGAAAGCGAUAUACUGUUGAGUGCAAUGGUUCUCCUGAAGUGAUUCCAUCACGUCAUCUGAGUUAUGACGCUACUCUUGGCUCGGCUAGCGAUUAAAAGCAGUUUGUAAACGGGGCUUAAGAGGGUGAUCUAUAACGGUUAGCAAGAGACAGGAGCUGAUUCAAAAGGCUAAGCUGCAUUCUAGCUCCGAGUUGGUUUAAAUGAGAACUUUACUUCACCCGUUCGCGUCGCAGACACCUCUGUAUACGAGGUCAUUUGAGCCAUCGCGACCUCCUCAUCAAGCCCAAAGUAAAGAAAUAUAUAUACUAUAUUGUUUAAGACGAAGAAAAAGUUCAUUAGAAGUUGCUCAUAAAUUAGCUCUCGGUGACAAAGAAUAUAUAUAUAUAGACUGCUAACAAUGGUGAAAGUAAUGAUUACGGAGGAUACAAAAAAAAAUGCUGAGGGUAAUAAAAAUUGGCCAGUUUUACCGUGA